Messenger RNA from Pteropus alecto (black flying fox), 7205 nucleotides. It is a transcript of the gene CDKL4, whose product is annotated as cyclin dependent kinase like 4. The transcript is spliced from 10 exons. The coding region runs from base 1436 to 2464 and encodes 342 amino acids. The record is from RefSeq and is a predicted model, not a curated record. Gene Ontology annotation, biological process: protein phosphorylation. Gene Ontology annotation, molecular function: cyclin-dependent protein serine/threonine kinase activity; ATP binding. Gene Ontology annotation, cellular component: nucleus. NCBI's taxonomy places the organism in Eukaryota, Metazoa, Chordata, Mammalia, Chiroptera, Pteropodidae.
UGCCUACUUCUGCUUUGGGAAGCUGAAAGCCUAUAUAAACCGGUUGUUGAUAGAUAAAUGGGAGGUUAUCAUAUAAAGUGCAGGGGAAAGUCUGGGUAGGGAACUGUAGGCUAGGCUAAGGUGUGUGCAGAAAUUCAUGUUCAAGGAUUAGUGACAUUACAUGCAGCUGAGUUUAGGGUGCCUGGAGCAGAGUAACCGUGAAGCAAGGGAACAAGGAUGAGCCCAACUUUGAAGAGCCACCUCAGGAGAAAAGUAGCUCUAGUAGUCAAUGGUUUUGCAAACUGCAGAGAUCAAAUACUGCAUGAAGGUGAAAAUAGGCAGUUGGGUUCAUAAGGUGAUCACUCAUACCCUUACGGAGAUUUUUCUAUAGUAUGAUAAGAGCAGAAAUGACAUAGAAAUGUGUAGCUAUGAGAUUAUGUAGAUUUGAGUAUAUCAGGAAGUCACUGGUUUUGUUUUCUAAAGAUGUGAGGAGAUGUCGGCAUAUCUCUAAGGAAAUGGAGAAUCAAAGGUAGAUGAGAAAACAGGAGAGUCACCUCCGAGGUAAGAAGGGAAAGUAUGAACAUCGUAAAUCUGGGCGUGAUGGAGAGCAUUUCACUGAUGCUAAACAAAGUAUGUACAUACUCAUUAGCAUAUAGUAUGUUUAAGUUCGUCCUGGGAAUAAGAAGAGUAAAUUUUGUCAAAAAAUUAUCUUUUCCAACUUACCCCCACAUAGAAUUCAUUACAUUGCUUGACUUGCUUCCCCACUGGGUAACAAAUAUAUCUCUUAAUCUGUAUCAGCCCCAGACACUAGUAUAAUGCUUGCUGAAUUAUGAAAAUGGCAGCAAAGUACCACCGCUAAUAACACCCUAUCACAGAAAAGCCUACAAAAGUUUGCUGAAAAGCUAUUUUAGCAAUAAGGCAGGACCGAAGAGUAAUAACUAAUAAUAGGAUCUGACAAUAUUCAGAGGGUUUCCCAGGCAGGAAAACGGACUAAUAUUCAAGUCGACAUGUAUUUAGUGCCCUUGAGGCCUUGGAAAGGAACAGAAUUUAGUAUAAUCACAGUGUUAAUGGAAAAGUUUGUUUCCUGAGCGCCGCCUUUAGGGCACCUUAAAAGAUUCUCGGAGGAGAAACUGCCGCUGCGUCCACACUGACGUUCUAGGCUCGGCCUGGGUAAUCCGCCUGGGUGAUGAACCCGGGACGCGGGCGUCUGCGGCGGGCGCCGGGGGAUCCCUCUCCGGAAGCCGCUGCCCCGCGCCGCCGGAGCGUCCGGUUGCCCGGGAGACGCCGCGGCGGUUCCGCUCGGGAGUUGCGCCGGCGGUUGUCUGCGCAGAGCGACUCGCGCCGGAGCUGGCGCUGCUCGGGCAGCUCGAGACUGCAUCACUGUCGCUUCCAUCCGCGCCGUACAACACUGUACUUCGAGUCAAUCAGUACAGUAAUUUAAGUCAUUUCUACUAUAAUGGAAAAGUAUGAAAAAUUAGCUAAGAUUGGAGAAGGGUCUUAUGGGGUUGUAUUUAAAUGCAGAAACAAAACCUCUGGACAAGUGGUAGCUAUUAAAAAAUUUGUGGAAUCUGAAGAUGAUCCUGUCGUUAAGAAAAUAGCACUAAGAGAAAUACGUAUGUUGAAGCAAUUAAAACACCCAAACCUUGUGAACCUCAUUGAGGUGUUCAGGAGAAAAAGGAAAAUGCAUUUAGUUUUUGAAUACUGUGAUCAUACACUUUUAAAUGAGCUGGAAAGAAAGCCAAAUGGAGUUGCAGAAGGAGUGAUCAAAAGUGUAUUGUGGCAAACACUUCAAGCUCUUAAUUUCUGUCAUAAACAUAACUGUAUUCACAGAGAUGUAAAACCUGAAAAUAUUUUAAUAACUAAGCAAGGAAUAAUCAAGAUCUGUGACUUUGGGUUUGCACGAAUUCUGAUUCCAGGAGAUGCCUACACUGAUUAUGUUGCUACAAGAUGGUACCGAGCUCCUGAACUUCUUGUGGGAGAUACUCAGUAUGGUUCUUCAGUCGACGUAUGGGCUACUGGUUGCGUUUUUGCAGAGCUCCUGACAGGCCAGCCACUCUGGCCUGGAAAAUCAGAUGUGGAUCAACUUUAUCUGAUAAUCAGAACACUGGGAAAACUAAUCCCAAGACAUCAAUCUAUCUUUAAAAGUAACCAAUUUUUCCGUGGCAUCAGUAUUCCUGAACCAGAAGACAUGGAAACUCUUGAAGAAAAGUUCUCAGAUGCUCAUCCCGUGGCUUUGAAUUUCAUGAAGGAGUGUCUGAAGAUGAAUCCAGAUGACAGAUUAACAUGUGCUCAACUCUUAGAGAGCCCCUACUUUGAUUCUUUCCGAGAGGACCAAAUUAAAAGAAAAGCACGUAAUGAAGGAAGAAACAGAAGACGUCAGCAGAAUCAACUGUUGCCUCUCAUACCAGGAAGCCACAUCUCCCCCACACCUGAUGGAAGAAAACAAGUCCUCCAGUUAAAAUUUGAUCAUCUUCCAAACAUUUAGGAAAAUGUUCUUUCAAGUGGAAAGUAAUUUAAUAUGUACACAUUUUUUGUACGAGAGAGAUAGAAAUUCUCAGUAUUUCAAAUGCAAAUGAGCCAUACGAAAAUUAAGAUGCCUUUCUAGAAUUGUUUUGCUCUGAUCAUUACUGAUUCCUCUGCCCAUGCUUUUUACAUGCCAACUUUAUCUUUUAGAACAUUUUCUUUAAAUGUUAUAAAGUCUGAAACUGCACAUAUGGAGGAGACGUUUUCAAUUUCAUCAGAGCCGCCCUUCUUGAGGCAAUUUAUAUUGAGAAUUUGUGGGCUUAUACUUUGAUUUAUGAAAAAGAUUUAUGUUUUUCAUCUUUCUUCAGUUGAUCACAUAAUAUCUUAGAGCAAUCAGAUAGCUUGCCUGUUUGAUUUGUUGUUUGUGUAAAGAAUAACAUUAUAUUUCUGCAUUUUAAUUCACUCUUAUUGUAAUUCUGUUGAAUAAUGCCGGUAUUGUAUUCUGCGUUUUUAUAUUGGUAUAGAAAGGAAACCUUGAAAUGUCAUCUAGGCUUAUUUCUUGAUUCAGGGGCAGACUCUACUUUCUCUAUAUCAUGAGACAUUGACAAUUCUAUUUUUAAAGCUAGCUAGAGAAGAUUCCAUACAUUUACAUAGCAAAUUGUGGAUGAACCACAAGGAAUACCAUUCUCAUAAGAUCUGAGGAUAACUGACUGCUGACUCUACUGCUGUCCUUUGAUACAUCACAGUCUCUUAACCCUUUUCUCCUCAUGACAAAAUCAUCUCAGUACUAAACCUAUCUUCAUGGGUAUAUUUUCUAAAUGGUUUAUUGUCAGCAGUCUCUUCCAAACAUUUGCAUCCAUCACCUCUGUGAAUCUGUGCAGCCCUAAACCUGUGCUUCGUGAUCAAGUCAGGUAUGUAAACGUUUCUGAGAACAGGAAGAUUAUCUUUCACUUAACUUCAUUUUGUGUCUCUUACGAAAAAAAAGAAGCAAACAAACAAAACACCUCAAUAGGUGAGCCCAACUUAUACUGGAAUAUUUUCCCAAGUAAAUUUGACAGACAAACCUAUCUACAUACAUACAUAUGUACAUAUAUACACAUAUAUUUAUUAUUAUAAAUUCUGAAACACCAUGAUAGAUGCCUUAUAUCCUGGACAUCUAAGAAUGAUACAGAAUAUUUAAAGUAUUUUUACUUUGCUAACAAGGAAUUCAUGUAAAAUAAUAGCAUGGGGCUGUCCAUCACUGUCUAGCAUAAAGACACAAAAUAGUCGUGUUUCUAUCAAUAAAUAUUAUUUCGUUAACUCUUUUCUGCUCCUGGGCUUGGUGUGCUCACCUGAACAAUGUCAAUUUCUCCAAAUACACAUAAUUCCAAAAACUUUUUGUAUCUGGUACCGAGACAGCAAGCAUAAAUUGUUUUUAAGAAAACACAGUAAUGCCUUAUGUUCAUCUCUAAAAGUUUAUUGCACUUAUAAACCUAGCUAUGGAAACUUCCAGAGACUCUCAUUCAGUUAUUAGAGAGCUUCUCUUUACUGAGGAAUUAUGGCAUCUGAGCAGUAAUUCCUUGCUUACUGGAAGGAUACUCUAAGUGGGCUUAUUUGGCCAUUUAACAUUCUGAGUGUGAAUAUAAGCUGCUAGGGACUUAUUUUCAUCUUAUUAUCAAGAAUGUGCCUCUUCAGAUUUAUAUGUGCCUUGCAUUUUUAAUAAGGUGAUACAGGUACCAGGAAAAUGAGAAAUGAAAGAUCAAAGGGAACAUUGCUGAAAGAUUUAUUUUUAGCUUCCAUAUGUUUUUUUUUUUAUCAUGUAAACCUUCUUAUUGCCAAACCACUCAUGCUGCUCCAGUUCUCCUAAGUGUGUAUCUUAUAUAUUUAAUAACACACACACAUGCAGAAAUUAAGAAGACAGCAAGACUCCAUUACCCAUUUUUCUUAAUUGUAAUUGUGCCUCAAACAAUAAUAGAGUUUUUGGCAGGAGUUGGUAGGGUGACUGUCUUUCCUUACUUUUGCUCACAUUUAAGAAUUAAUUCAAACUAGCAUUUUACGAUUGUUUUUCCUUAGACAAAUCUAUCAUUUAGGUAUCACUGGAGAAGAGAAAGCGUCUAGUGCUUAGAAAAAUGUUCUGAGCAGGCAUAGUACCAGGAAGAAAAAUACUCUUCUGAUGGCAUUUGCAUACCCGACUUUCCCUGGGUGACCCAGGCCACAUAGCACUGCUGCUGCCUGAAUUACACAGGUGCACAGAUCUCAAACUGCAACUCCUGUUUUCAGUACAUAUUUCUCAUGUCUGUACUACACAGAUUUUUUUUUUUGCAUUUCUCAGCCACAUGGAAGACAAUUGCACUUCAAUGUCUAGUACCCAAUUUAAGUAAUGACUUGUAAAACUUAUCCUCAGCAAAUAGUCUUACCCCAGGAUCCUCGCAGAAGCCCACACCAUUCUGUGACCAUGCGUUUCCUUCACAGCCUUGUAUAGUUUCAGGUUUACCUGGGACUUGUGUCACUCGUGUCAGCUUUCCAGCUUUUUAAUUUAUUUAUAUGGCUCCUUUUUGGUGCUGUCCAAGUAUCAUACUGCCAUAGUGAGUGACACCACCUGAAUUCUCCCUUUUCUCUACCUCGGCCUUACCUCUUUGCACCCUGGUUUCCUCCAACUUUCCACAUACGUGCUUGAGAAUCUCCAAGCAGUUUAGUUUAGUUUGUUUGUUUGUUUUUUGCAGAGCACUUAACACAGAAUUAAAAAUUCAGACUCAACAACUUCUUAGUACUCCUGCUGCUUGGGGAAGAAGGAAAUACACCAUAGAAAAGGACAUUUAAUUAGAUCUGUAUCAGCCCUGUAAGCCUAUUUGCUUGGACUCUGUCUUUGGCCUCCAUUUCAGCCUUGGUGCUAUAUGAAUGUAGUAAUUGUUCCAAAUUGCCCAACCACAAAGCCCUGUUAGGGGGUCGCUUUUUGAAGAUUAUUUUAACUAGACUGAAUCAUUGACAAGUUGUGUUCAAGGCUUUCGAAUGCUUUGAUUUAGGGUAAAAAUAAAGCGCUGGGGUAGGGAAUGAAAAGGUGAGCAGGAAGCAGGUGUUCGUUCUAAGUUAGCUGUAUCACCGCUCAUCAUUGCUUGUGCAGAUUUCUCAAACUACAAGACAUAAGAAAGUUAUUUUGAAAAAAACUUCAAUUGCGAAAAUGUUUUAUGGUUUUUUAGCUUACUUGCGUGGAAUUACAGUUUUUUCAAAAAGGCAGCACUUUCUUAGUCAUUUGCUACCACCAAUGAUUUCAAAUCAUGGUUUUAGAACAAAUGGCACAGAAUUCUCCCCCCCGCCCCAAAUUUUUUAAAUUACAACAUACUACUGGAAGAGGAAUGAUCCUAGAAUUCCACAAACAGUAAAAUCUUGAAAAAAUUGAGGGGUCAAUGUAAGAUAUAAGCUAAAUCACAAAUAGAUUUUUAAAUGCAUGUAGUUAAGACAUAAAGAUAAAAUGUCACUUACAAGUUAAUAUUCUCGGGAUAUGUGUGUGUGUCUUUAAUUAAAAUCAUUAACUCAACAACUUCAUUCUUGUUUUAAUAGAUGACUAAAAGUCUUUAAGAGUGGUAGUGUAGAGAAUAAUAGAAAUAUUAUAUGGUCUGGAAGUUAGAACACCGGGUUCCUGACCUGGCUUGCAACUCUGUGUGGCCUUGUCACGACAUUUAACUUUUCUGUGCCUUCAUUUUCUCAUUUGUAAGAGAGCAGAGAAGCUAGACGAUCUAAGGCUCUCUUUCAGCUCUAAAGUUCUGUGAUUCUCUGCAGCACAUGGUAUGAUGUAUCUUCUACUAGAAGAGGCUUUCUAGAGAUUGUUUUUCAUUAACAAUACCAAGAUAAAUUUUGAUGUUUAUGAUCUAGCCAGAAGCAAGGAGAUCUCUCUUUUUUUCUCUCUCUCGUCUCUUUCUUGCUUGAUUUCUUUGACACACACACAAACACACACAAUACUACUCCCUGCUAGUUCUAUCAAGUCAAUAGUACUUUUCAAAGAAACAUCUAGUGGAAGUUAGAUAUAAAUUAAAGUGGAUUUUAAAGCAAAUUAUUACUAGAUUUUAAUGUAAAUAAAAUGGGUGUACUUUUAAAAUGCAGAAAAAUAUGUAAUCAUUCUUUGAUGUUUAACUCUAGCUUGGAAAUGACACAUAUACUGUGAAAUAUUAAUUAAGACAACCAUUAAGGCAAAGAACAUUUGGUACAUUUCUAACUUGAGUAAAACUUUUAGUAGUUUCCAUAAAUGAUAACUUAAUGGAGUUCUACAAAUAUAUCUGAAUUAUAUUGUUUUAUGUUUCAGCAGCAGGGACUCGGACACAGUCAACUUUAUAUAUAACCUAUAAUUUACUCAAGCUGAGAAUUGGUUACCCUACUUAACAGGCAUAUAAAUGACUUGUAUUUAUAAAGUUAAAAGUUUUCUGUUGUGAACACUAGUCAUUGACCAUAUCUCUCAAUAUUGUCACAUUGAAGAUGUUGUGUGUCUACUUAUUAUUUUAGAACAUAUUAGUAUAGAAGCAGGUCUAUUUUAGAUCACAUGAAAUUAUAGCUCUCUGUUAAUUAGCAUUUGAUAAUUAGCACAAUGGCAAUUGAUGCUACUAGAAACAAUUCACUACGAAGCCUUUUUAGUUGUUUUAUAUUAACUAUAUAAAUACAUAAUAUUUUUAAAAUUUAGCUUAAGAUGGUUAGAAAACCUUAGUGUGGGAUUAAAUACUUUGGUGACUUUAUAUCUGUAUAUAUAACUUAACUUGAAUAUGUUCUUUAGCUUAUUUUAAUAAAAGUUAGAAGUA